Messenger RNA from Anoplophora glabripennis (Asian longhorned beetle), 2297 nucleotides. RefSeq names its product kelch-like protein 5. Gene Ontology annotation, molecular function: protein binding. The record is from RefSeq and is a predicted model, not a curated record. NCBI's taxonomy places the organism in Eukaryota, Metazoa, Arthropoda, Insecta, Coleoptera, Cerambycidae. Bases 1 to 1842 code for a protein of 613 amino acids. The transcript is spliced from 8 exons.
AUGUCUAUGACUGGAAGUGUGGGAAGUCCCAGCAAAGAUUCUGGCAACAACAGUUUAAUAGGAAGUGACAAUAACUUACCGAGAGACUUCAGCAGGUUAUCACUUUUCUCAGCAGGUUCUACCACCUCUCAGGACGAACAUUUUAGGUGUGAGGGGCACGCUGAACAUAGUUUGUCUUGCAUGAAAAACUAUUUGCAAGCUGGGAAGUUGUGCGACGUGACCCUCAUAGCAGGCAGCAAUGGCAAAAGAGUCCAAGCCCACAGAUUGGUUUUAUCCGCAGCAAGCGAAUAUUUCUCUGCGAUGUUUACAGGAAGUCUAAGUAACUCUGAGGAGACAGAAAUAACUCUUGGCGAUGUUAAUGGUGAUGUAUUACAAGCUGUUGUCGAUUAUUGCUAUACAGGUUCUAUUGAAAUACGAGAAGACAAUGUGGAGACAUUGUUGGCCACUGCUUGUCUUAUGCUGUUACAUGAAGUGGUAGAAGCAUGCUCAAGGUUUUUGGCUCAUCAACUUCAUCCAAGUAAUUGUUUGGGAAUCGCUGUUUUUGCCGAACAUCAAGCUUGUACCAGCCUGUUGCAAGAGGCAAACGCUUACACUAGCCAACACUUUAUGCAAGUAAUCCGCAAUCAAGAAUUCUUGCAAUUGAACGUUGAACAAAUGGUAAACCUCCUUAACAAUGAUGACCUCAAUGUGUCUUCUGAAGAACAUAUCUUUCAAGCUCUGAUGAGUUGGAUUCAACAUGAUCCUGUUAUACGUCGACAGUAUAUCGGGCAACUUCUUGGCUUGGUCAAAUUACCGCUUCUUUCACCUGCGUUUUUGACAGACCAUGUCGAACUUGUUAUUGAAGACGAUCCUACUUGUCAAAAAUUGAUCAUGGAAGCGAUGAAAUGGCACUUGCUGCCCGAAAGGAGGCUUCAGAUGGUAUGCGCUCGGACCAGACCAAGAAAAGCGACCCUGGGCAAGCUACUGGUGGUUGGAGGAAUGGACAAGAACAAAGGUGCCACGACUAUUGAAAGUUACGACCCCAGAUGCGACGUUUGGACUGUGGCACAUCAUAUGAGUGGUAGACGAUUGCAGUUUGGGAUAGCCAUAAUGGGUGACAAAUUGUUAGUAGUUGGUGGUAGAGAUGGACUUAAAACAUUAAACACUAUGGAGUGUUUAGAGUUGGAGAGCGGUUCUUGGACCCAACUUUCUCCUAUGAAUACCCACAGACAUGGGUUAGGAGUUGCGGUUUUAGGUGGAACACUAUAUGCAGUAGGAGGACAUGAUGGUUGGAGUUAUCUGAAUACAGUAGAAAGAUGGGAUCCGGUGGCUCGUAAUUGGCAGUACGUCGCCCCGAUGCAGAACCAGAGGUGUUCGGCUGGUAUCGCAGUCUUAGGAGGAAAGCUUUAUGCCGUUGGUGGACGUGACGGUGCUUCUUGUUUGCGGACGGUCGAAUGUUACGACCCACAUACUAACAAAUGGACGAUGGUGGCUCCGUUAGCUAGACGAAGAGGUGGUGUUGGUGUGGCAGUAGCAAACGGUUUCCUUUAUGCGAUGGGUGGCCAAGACGCUCCGGCCAAUAACCCAGCUGCUUCCAGAUUUGACUGUGUUGAAAGAUACGAUCCAAGUAUCGAUGCCUGGACAAGUGUUGCGUCCCUCUCUAGUAAGAGAGAUGCCGUGGCUGCUUGUCUUUUUGGCGACAAACUUUUCGCUAUUGGAGGUUACGAUGGAAGCCAUUAUUUGCGUACCGUUGAACAGUAUGACCCAAAUACUAACGAGUGGAAUACUCUUGCACCUUUAAUAACAGGUCGAGCAGGUGCUUGCGUUAUUUCUGUAGGUAACAACGUUCAGCUAAAUGAAUGACUACAAUGUUUAUGAGGUGACUUCACAUUGCUGUUAAAAUGAAUUCAAUUUUAUUUUCGUUGAGGGAUUUCUCGUAUUUUAAAAUGAAUUUUUUUUGUGACUUUUUAAUUAAUAAUCUUACAAUGCACUUUGCCGGAGACUGAAAUGGCAGCAUUUAUUUUUUUGUCCUAAAGACUGACGUUUGCGAAAAAAUUGUUCCAAGAUUUUUAUUAAUAUCAUCAUAUAUUUCCCUUAAAAGUUUUUAUCUCUCUCUAUGGAGUCAUUCCAGUUUAUUAAAAUAUGUUUUUUGUAAGGUUCUGUCUGUUUUAAAAAACUGUUUUAAAAUUUGUCCUGUGAUAUUAUAUUUAUUGUUCUUUACUAUUAAUUUAGGAACCUUACAGAAAAAGUUUGUAAGUUGUAAGAAAAAAUGUGAUAAUUUUAUUAACAGGGCUUUUUAUUGGUAAACAAGAUUGUAA